AUGUCCUCUAACAAUGCUGUGGUGCCUGAGUUGCCCAAGUCCUUGAAGCGCAAGGCUGAGGACGAUUUGCCUGUCCGUCACAAGAAGAAGGCGAAGGUAGCCCUGUCGGCCAAGCAGCUAAGGCGUCAGCGGCGCAGGACACACCCAGCUGCAAGGCCUAACAUGGUCCUGUGUGCGGUUCCAAUCCAUGUCAUUGGGCAUCGUUGGAGGUGGUUGGAGCCUGGUGUCCAGCCACUGCCCACGCUCGAAUGGGUCCUUGGACAGAAAGAACACUGGUUUUCAAUUCCUGCACCAUAUUUGGCCACGGUCUCGCUCGACAUAGGCGCAACAUGA
Molecule: messenger RNA, 333 nt
Organism: Rhodofomes roseus
Lineage: Eukaryota; Fungi; Basidiomycota; Agaricomycetes; Polyporales; Fomitopsidaceae
Exons: 3
Coding region: 1-333 (110 amino acids)
Source: RefSeq, a predicted model, not a curated record